GGACGUGUUUUUUGAAAUGUGUUUGAUAUCUUUAUUUUUAAGCAAAUUGAAGUGGUUUGCUGUGGUUCAUUGUAGCAUUUCUUUUCACAUAAGUCGAACAUUGUGUAUUUGAGUGGAAGCCACCGUCGUUCUGCUGUUUCUCCGACUCUCAGGAUCCGUUCACAUGAAUGGUUUGUUUGUUCCACCCAGAGUAAGUGUUGGAGAUCUCACUCUUUUGUCUGUUCAGUUCCAUCAUGGAUGACACACAAACACCCCGAGAUGAAGAUUCUUCUCCAGGAUGCAGUUUAGUUGAUCAGAAGAGAUCAGAACCAGAGCCCAGCUGUGUGUCUGUGAGAAGUGACCAUUCUUUGCAUCGUCCGCUUAAUUUUAAGAGUUAUGGCAAAAGGUUUAACCUAUAUUCAGUCAAAAGAUCAGAACCAGAGCCCAGCUGUGUGUCUGUGAGGAGUGACCAUUCUUUGCGCCGUCCACUUAAUUCUAAAAGUGAUGGCAGAAGGUUUAACCUCAAUCAUGAAGUCCUCAACAUGUUCAGAUCAAACCUGAUGAAGAAGUUUGAGCGUCUGUAUGAGGGAACAGCGACGCAGGGAAACCCAACACUCCUGAAUGAGAUCUACACAGAGCUCUACAUCACAGAGAGUGAGAGUGGAGAGAUCAGUAAUGAGCAUGAGGUGAGACAGAUUGAGACACAAUCCAGGAGAACAGCAACAGAGGACACAGCCAUCAAAUGCAAUGACAUCUUUAGACCUUUACCUGGACAAGACAAAGCCAUCAGAACUGUGCUGACAAAGGGAGUCGCUGGCAUUGGAAAAACAGUCUCUGUGCAGAAGUUCAUCCUGGACUGGGCUGAAGGGAAAGAGAAUCAGGACGUCCAGCUCAUAUUUCCACUUCCUUUCAGAGAAAUUAACUUGACGAAGGACAAAAAACUAAGUCUUUCAGAUCUUCUUCAUGUCUUUUUCCCUGAAACUAAAGAAAUGGAAAUAUCCAGUGAUGAAUAUAAAGUGUUGUUCAUCUUUGAUGGUCUGGAUGAGUGUCGUCUGUCUCUGGACUUUAAGAGCAAUGUGAGGUUGUGUGAUGUAAAUGAAUCAGCCUCAGUGGACGUGCUGCUGAUGAACCUCAUUGUGGGGAAUCUGCUUCCCUCUGCUCUCAUCUGGAUCACCUCCAGACCAGCAGCAGCUGAUCUCGUCCCCUCUGAGUGUGUCCAUCGAGUGACAGAGGUACGAGGCUUCAAUGAGCCACAGAAGGAGGAAUACUUCAGGAAGAGAAUCAGUGAUCAGAGUCUGGCCGACAGGAUCAUCUCACACCUGAAGUCGUCAAGGAGCCUCUACAUCAUGUGCCACAUCCCAGUGUUCUGCUGGAUCUCAGCCGCUGUUCUAGAGAAGAUGUUGAGUCGAGCAGAGAGUGGAGAGAUUCCCAAGACUCUCACUCAAAUGUACACACACUUCCUGAUCCUUCAGACAAACAUCAAACGUGAGAAGGACUAUGAGAAGAAGGUGACAGAUGAAGACAUGAUCCUCAAACUGGGGAAAGUGGCUUUUCAGCAGCUUGUGAAAGGCAACCUGAUCUUCUAUGAGGAAGACCUGAGAGAGUGUGGCAUUGAUGUGACAGAAGCAUCAGUGUACUCAGGAUUGUGCACUCAGAUCUUCAGAGAGGAGUUUGGCUUGUAUCAGGGGAAAGUCUUCUGCUUUGUUCAUCUGAGCAUUCAGGAACAUCUAGCAGCUCUAUAUGUGCACCUCUCCUGGACAAACCACAACAGAAAUGUGUUUGACCAAAUCAUCAAACAGAGUUUACGGUCUAAGGAAGAGUUUCAGCUUGGUUCAUCAGAACAUGUUUCAUUAUCUGAUCUGCAUCAGAGAGCUGUGGAUGAGGCUCUACAGAGUAAAAAUGGACAUCUGGAUCUUUUCCUGAGGUUCUUUCUGGGUUUGUCAGUGGAGUCUCAUCAGAUUCUCCUACAACGAAUAAUGACACUGAAAAGAAGCAGAUCUGACAGCAAUGAGAAAACAGUCGAGUACAUCAAGAAGAAGAUCAGGACCAUUGACUCUCCAGAGAAAUCCAUCAAUCUCUUCCACUGUCUGAAUGAACUGGGUGAUCGUUCAAUAGUGGAGGAAAUACAACAGUAUCUGAAAUCUGGAAAUUUAAGUGAAGUCAAACUCUCUUCAUCUCAGUGGUCAGCUGUAGUUUUUGUGUUGUUGACAUCAGAAGAGGAGCUGAAUGAGUUUCGUCUUGAUAAAUUUGUUAAAGAAAAGAAUAAUCUUGAAAAUAACAAAGUUCUUCAGAAGUUGCUUCCUGUGAUUAAAGAAUCCAGAUCAGUUCAGUUGUUUAAUUGUGGUGUCACAGAUGAAGGUUUUGCUGCUCUGGUUUCAGCUCUGAGAUCAAACCCCUCACACCUGAGAGAACUGAAUCUGUCGUGGAAUAAACUAGGAGAUUCAGUGAAGCUGCUUUCUGAUGUACUACAGAAUCCUCACUGUAAACUGGAGAAACUGCGGUUGAGUUAUUGUGGCGUCACAGAUGAAGGUUGUGCUGCUCUGGCUUCAGCUCUGAGAUCAAACCCCUCACACCUGAGACAACUGAGCCUGUCGUGGAAUGAACUAGGAGAUUCAGUGAAGCUGCUUUCUGAUGUACUACAGAAUCCUCACUGUAAACUGGAGAAACUGGGGUUGAUUGAUUGUGGCGUCACAGAUGAAGGUUUUGCUGCUCUGGUUUCAGCUCUGAGAUCAAACCCCUCACACCUGAGACAACUGAAUCUGUCUGUGAAUAAACUAGGAGAUUCAGUGAAGCUGCUUUCUGAUGUACUACAGAAUCCUCACUGUAAACUGGAGAAACUGUGGUUGAGUGAUUGUAGUGUCACAGGUAAAGGUUGUGCUGCUCUGGCUUCAGCUCUGAGAUCAAACCCCUCACACCUGAGACGACUGGGUCUGUUUGGGAAUAAACUAGUAUAUUUUAGUAGGAAGUUACUCUCUGAUCUGAAGAAUGAUCCACAUUAUAAACUGGAGACGUCAUACUAGUGAAUCUCAGUAUUUAGACGUCAUUCCAGUUUCCUCAGGACCAGGAUUUCUCAGGAUGUUCCCAAUGCUCAAUAACCAAUUAUUGACUUAACUCACAAAAUUAGAAUGUUAAAUUAGAUUUUAAAUUAAAUUGAAAUGGAUAAGUUUAUGUGACCAAAACAUUUGUAUUUGUGCAGAUUUUGAGAACUUUUUCACUAGUGUGUGUAGCUUAAUGUAAAACGUUGUCAUGAAUUUGCUGUACUCCCAUUUGUAAAAGACAAAUUCAUUGUUUUAUACAGAUAACAGAAAAUAGGUUUAGGUUUAGAAUGACAGAAAGACUUGUCUGAUGCAGUCUAGAGAUGACAGACUGAAGAUGUGUGAUAUAAUAUCACAUCCUUUUAUUGCCAAACUUUAUAGAGACUAUGAAGAGUCAGUACCCAUACAAAACUCACAUAAGCACUGGCAGUUUAAUAUUUACUUAAUACGUACUUAAAUGUAUAAUUACACUGUAACAGAGACAAAUUAAAAUAAAGUGUAACCAAGUUGUUAUUUAAAAAAAAAAAAAUCUUGUCUAAAGGUUCAAUAAACUAUUUCAUUUA
Labeo rohita (rohu) is the source of this 3577-nucleotide messenger RNA. Its product is annotated as NLR family CARD domain-containing protein 3-like. Lineage: Eukaryota; Metazoa; Chordata; Actinopteri; Cypriniformes; Cyprinidae. The record is from RefSeq and is a predicted model, not a curated record. The transcript has 9 exons. Gene Ontology annotation, molecular function: protein binding. The coding region runs from base 234 to 2999 and encodes 921 amino acids.